Molecule: messenger RNA, 1929 nt
Organism: Scatophagus argus
Lineage: Eukaryota; Metazoa; Chordata; Actinopteri; Scatophagidae
Product: zinc finger protein Gfi-1b-like
Exons: 6
Coding region: 239-1189 (316 amino acids)
Biological process (GO): regulation of transcription by RNA polymerase II
Cellular component (GO): nucleus
Molecular function (GO): RNA polymerase II cis-regulatory region sequence-specific DNA binding; DNA-binding transcription factor activity, RNA polymerase II-specific
Source: RefSeq, a predicted model, not a curated record
UUAAAUUAUUUCUAGGCAUUUUUUUUCCCUCCAAUACCUUCCGUCCCACAAGCCUCAGCAGCCAAAAUCAAAUCAAAUCUCUUUGAGUCAUGUCAUCAGUUGUUGGGUGUGAGAAAGAGAAAAGAGGACGUCGCCAGCAAGGAAGACACAAGAAACGCUUUCAACAUUCAGCUGCGCAUUACAGAGGUUUAUUCUGCAGGAUUUUUACCUCAUCAUCUCCCUCAGUCACCAUUCUGCCAUGCCACGGUCAUUCCUCGUCAGGAGUAAAAGGAUUCAUGUACCUGGCCCGUUCAAGGACUCCUUUAGACAACACUCCCGGAUCCAAACAGACACAGACCAGCCUCAGCAGCAUGUAAUGGGACAGGACGGGAUGGAUCUUAAAGAUGCUGCGCAGCCUUUAUCUCCAGAAGGGGCCAAAGACUUUAUGGGUGAAGCCUGCUCACAGUGGGAUGGGAUGGCAGCACAGUCUCAGAGUGCCCUCACAGACGUUCUUUGGUCUUCAGCUCCCAUGGAGGGCAGAGGCACCUCACCUUGGUCGGCAGACAGGCACCAGGCAUCUGAAAGAGAGAGAAAACUGGAGAGACUGGUCUUCAUGCUACUCAACCACACAUCGCACACUGACCUCAAAUCUCCCGUCAGCGAGUGUCUGCUCUGUGAAAAGUCUCUGUCAGAAGGUCUAAUAUCAGAAGCAAGCCUGCAGGAUCACAUCCACAGCUCGGUCCCCUUCAUCAGGUCACCCUCAGUCACAGCAACACCACAUAUGCCCUUUGGCUUCAGACCAAUAGGCAGCUAUGGUAGAGCUAAGGAGCGUAGCUUUGGCUGCAGGGUGUGUGGAAAGGUGUUCAAGCGCUCGUCCACACUGUCCACACACCUCCUCAUCCACUCAGACACACGGCCCUACCCCUGCCAGUACUGUGGUAAAAGGUUCCACCAGAAGUCAGAUAUGAAGAAACACACUUUCAUACACACAGGUGAAAAACCGCAUGUGUGCAAGGUGUGCGGUAAAGGAUUCAGUCAAAGCUCCAACCUCAUCACCCACAGCAGAAAGCACAGCGGCUACCGGCCCUUCAGCUGCCCCCGCUGUCAGCGCAGCUUCCAGCGCAGGGUUGACCUACAGCGCCACCAAGAGACGCAGUGUGACCACGGAGACAUUUAUACUCAAAGCUUAGUCCAUAAAGCAAUGAAGUGAUGGUUAAACUGCCUGAAGUGGCAUUUGUAGAUAAUUUCCAAUUUGUAAUUGUAAAAGUCAGAAAAAUAUGUAUCAAGUAAUGACAGGAAAAUGGGAGAUAAAUACCAAUAAAACAUGGUUGAGUAAAGGCUUGUUUUGUCUCUUUGGUUUGUGUUUUUGAACUUAAAAAGCUCCAAAUGUUUGUACUGUAUACUUGUGCCUUCUCAUGUGCCAUGUAUGGUCUGUGGGUUUUUUUUCUCCCACCUGUUUCCUGUGUUACCUGUGUUUCUUUAGUUCAACUCGUUAUUUGUUUCUUCUACCGCCUGCUUAGUGUCCUUAUUGAACUGCCAAAAAUCGUGACAGAUUUGCUACUUGUUUCCAUGAUGUUGAUGAUGUUCUUAACAUCAUCAACUGUGAUUUUCACGAACCAUAUUUACUCAGAAAGCUGUGUGAGUGCAGCAAUGCAUUUGUGAGACGGACUCCUCCAUUACUGAAUGAAGCAGUCACCCAUAAUACACUGCAGCUGGGCUCCUGACAGGUAAUGGAUGGUCAUUCAGUCAUCAUUCAGGAUGUUCUACUGCCUGUACACAAGGUUAGUUUUGAAAUUACUUUCUAAAAAGGAAACAUACACAUGGAUUUUCAGGGCCAUGUCUAAGCCACAAUCAGCAGAUGUUACAUCAAAAUUACUUCAGUUUAAAGCUGCACUGAUCAGUUUUUUUCAUAUUAACAAUGAAUAGACUGGAUUAAAAAUAUCAAUGAUC